Molecule: messenger RNA, 1295 nt
Organism: Mercenaria mercenaria
Lineage: Eukaryota; Metazoa; Mollusca; Bivalvia; Venerida; Veneridae
Exons: 2
Coding region: 82-1029 (315 amino acids)
Molecular function (GO): protein binding
Source: RefSeq, a predicted model, not a curated record
CUAAUACCGUAAGUGAUAACGUGGCCUUGCAAAAAGUCUGCGAUAAAACGUCGGCUAGUGUAGCAAAUUUAAAAGCAAGUUAUGAUGGCGAUGUUGAAAAUAUGUGUAUUUAUUCUGUGCUCACUUUCGCUUACCUAUUCAGAUGUGGAGGCUGUUCCUGGUAAAAAGACAAAACAUGAAAAUAAGGGUGAUGUGCAGUUGGCAACAAAAGAUGAUAUAAGAAAUGUUCUGGAAUUAAUGAAAAUUCAGGAACAAAAAAAUUCUAAACUUGAGAAAGAAGUGAAAAUUAGGGAUAAAGCUUUGGCCCGUCAUGGCGCAGCGAUGAUGAAACUGGAAAGAAUUGUCCAACGACAGUCUCAGAAGAUAUCUAAACUAGAGCUUGAUGCGAGCGAAAGAAGCGUUAAACUGAAAUCAAAACUGAAAUCUUUCGAAGAAAAAUGUAAUUUGAACUGUUGUAAAUUUGACGGCAUUGUUUCAAAUUAUUCUAACACCAUGGAUAGCAAAUCGAUUUCGCAAUUUGAAUCGAAAGAGGCCGCAAAGAAAGGACACCCAGACCAGAUGAUGAAAAAACGUGUACCGGACAGAGAAUUUAGAAGAGGUCUUUUCUCAAGGCAGACAGCCAGUGGCCAUGUGUCUUUCUCUGUAUACUUAUCUCACUUACAAGAACAUUUAGGAGUACAUCAAGUCGUCAAGUUCGACAGAGUAAUUACAAACGACGGAAACGCUUACAACAUGCAUACCGGUGUGUUCACCGUACCAGUGACCGGAACCUACAUGUUUAUUUUCUACGUCAGCUCUUCUACUUCCAAUGUUCAGUUUAAUUUGGUCGUUGACGAUUCCAUAAAAGCGUCCGGAGUGGCCAAACCAUCUCCUUUAGGACAGAGCCAAGAUGUUCAAGGCGGAGGUGCGGUCAUCCUUAAGUUGAACCAAGGGGUUUUAGUAUGGAUAGAGAAUGAAGAUAGCAACAGUGAAGUAUACAGCACUGCCUAUUACAGAUGGGUGACAUUUUCUGGAUUUUUAGUGUAUUAAAAUCGAGUCAUUAAAUUUCCCUAUAUCAGACUGCUUAUGAUUUAGUGACUUAUUCUCACCAUUUGUUGAGACCACUUUUGUUGUAAUGACCUUACACUUGCAUGUAAUAUGCAGGGUAAAUGUCAGACAAAAAAUUCACGUUCAAAGAAUGCUGCCGCCCAUAUAAGCAAAGAGUAAAUACAAGAGUCUUAUCUUUUAUAUAUACAAUUAUUACUUUUUUUUCAAAUUCUAGCUUUUAUUCUUUAUCAUAUACUGCUUUAAAGGCU